Molecule: messenger RNA, 318 nt
Organism: Drechmeria coniospora
Lineage: Eukaryota; Fungi; Ascomycota; Sordariomycetes; Hypocreales; Ophiocordycipitaceae
Exons: 1
Coding region: 1-318 (105 amino acids)
Source: RefSeq, a predicted model, not a curated record
AUGGCCGUACCACGCACUGCAUGUGCUCGUAUGCUUGGUCGUGGCCGGCAGGGAACAUGCGACCAGUUCGGCCUCGCACAGCACUCGUUUGCCCGCAUCUGCACUACCGAGUGCCGUACCACCUGCUACGAUGAGGGCCGGCUGGGGGUGCACGAGCGCCGAUCGCGCCGUCGUAUUCUCGGCCGCGACCCCUGCAUCGCAACCUACAUGGCCAGAACCAAGUACGGCGGUCGGAGGAAUAGCAACGGGCCGUCGGCGGCAACCUCGGCCGACUUGGGCGAGACACGGUGCAGUGCCCUUUUCACCGGUUCCGAAUAA